Molecule: messenger RNA, 4463 nt
Organism: Mya arenaria
Lineage: Eukaryota; Metazoa; Mollusca; Bivalvia; Myida; Myidae
Product: porphobilinogen deaminase-like
Exons: 11
Coding region: 127-1245 (372 amino acids)
Biological process (GO): heme biosynthetic process
Cellular component (GO): cytoplasm
Molecular function (GO): hydroxymethylbilane synthase activity
Source: RefSeq, a predicted model, not a curated record
UACACUUUAAGCUGAAACGUGGACAAGUUGACAUUCAAGAAUAACAAGACUUUGAACUUGAUUUUGUGCACAUGUGUUUAUUGAUAGUUACUUAUAAUAUUUAUACCGUUAAUCUAAUUAGUAAAAAUGGAAGGAACGAAAACAGUUGUUAAAGUUGGAUCAAGAAAAAGCCAGCUGGCUCUUAUUCAAACCAACACUAUCAUUGCUAAAUUGAAGGAGAUACAUUCCAACUACGAGUUUGAAGUCGUUUCUAUGACAACAACAGGGGACAAAAUAUUAGAUUCAGCUCUUUCAAAGAUUGGAGCUAAGGAUUUGUUUACACGGGAGCUGGAGCUGGCCCUGGAGAAAGGAGAUGUUGAUUUUGUCGUCCAUUCCUUGAAGGAUCUUCCCACGAGGAUUGUGGAUAGUCUUGUCAUUGGCUGUGUAUACAAACGUGACAGUGAGUAUGAUGCAGUUGUGAUGCACCCCAAACACAAGGGCAAGAAACUGGAUGACCUAGAUGAAAACAGUGUGAUUGGCACAAGCUCUCUUCGAAGGGCUGCUCAGCUGGCUAGAAGAUUUCCAACAUUUAAGUUUGAAAAUAUUAGAGGUAACCUAAACACACGGUUGAAGAAGCUAGAUGAGGAUAAUAAAUAUGAUGCCAUCAUACUGGCCGAGGCGGGGCUUGUACGCAUGGGCUGGAAUGACAGAAUUGCACAGGUCCUCACACCUUCUGAGUGCAUGUAUGCAGUAAGCCAAGGAGCAAUGGCAGUGGAGUGUCGGGCGGGGGAUGAGAAAACCCUUGCCCUAUUGUCCCCAAUCCAUGACCAGGACACCGCCCUACAGUGCAUUGCUGAGAGGGCUUUCCUAAAACAGCUGGAGGGAGGCUGUAGUGUUCCAGUUUGUGUGUGUUCAACCCUGACAGACUCACAGAUUUCGUUAAAAGGUGGAGUGUACAGUAUAGAUGGUAAACAGAGUGUUAUAGACACUGUUACCAAGACGUUUCCAGAGGAACCGGCCGCUAAGAAGAAGGCAACCAAUGGGCACACAUUUUCUGCUAUUGUCCAUGGCAACAUAGAGCUGGUACUGUGCCAGACCGCUGAGGCUGCUGGGAUGGAGCUCGCAAACCGUCUCCUAGUAACCGAAGCAGCAGACAUUCUGGCGGAGGCGAAGAGGCAGACAGCAGAGGCUGUGAUCGCGGAACAGAAGAGAAAAGAGCAAGAAGCUGUAGAAAAAGCAAAAAUGGCAGAAACUGCGUCAUCCUAGAUUUCAUAUUUAAUUUAGAUUGUCUUUCCUUUGUUAUGUGUUCAUGUUUUUAAGAUAUAAGUAUUUAUUUUGAGACAUGAUUUUGCAACUACUGCAUUACAUAUUAUAUUUUAUCACUCAUAUAUCAUUAUUAUUAGGUUAUCAUAUUGGAAAGCAGGAAUUGGUGAAAGUUUGAGUGAUAGGUAAGAUUAUGAUUCCCAGGUGUCAAUUAUCAAAACUACUUGGCAGACAAACUAUUCUUGCACUUUUACAUGUUUUUCAGAAAAUUAUUAUUUAUUUUUCCGAAAGCAUGUUUAGCUACAAAAGUCCCUACCAUAACAAAUUCUGGGAAGUAGAGAAUUUCUUUACUUUCUUGGAUUUAAUUUCUUUAACACUACAGAAGUAGCAAGGCUAUGGUUAUUCCACAGGUGAAUAGUAAGAAGGUUUCAGAACAUAUUGUUUGUUACAGUGUAAGAUCGUAAUAGAUUUCACCAAGCGAGCACCAACAGCUUUAUUUCAUGAGUGACAUAGCCAUUAGUGAAUUAUUUACUUUUGGCAUAUAUGAGGUGAUAUAUAUUGUGAUCUUACACUGAAAUAAACAAUUUUUCUUUUUAAUUAUAUUCCUGAAAAGGAUUUUAAAUGACAGUUUAAUUGAAGAUUUUCAUAAAAGCGUGCCAAAUUAAAUGUGAACGUAAUAUCAUUUCAGAAAAGACGUUAUUGAAUAUGUGUCCCAGCCCUUUGAACGCUGAUUUUUGAUAUGGAAUUGAGAGGGGGCUAAAAUUUCAAAACAGUGAAAAAUAUCAAAAUGUUAUUUCACUGUUUAAAACAGUGAAAUAUCAUUUUUAUUUCAUGGAUAGUUCUCUAUAAGCCACCAGAAAGCAUAUAAUAAUGUAUUCUAAUAUAUACUUCUUCAAUGCUGUAUUUUAAGAAUGUUGUUGUUUUUAAAUUAUUGCUUUUUAAUAAUUUUAUUGUUGAGUAGUACAUAGGUUUUAUCCAAUACUCGCCAAUAUAUGCACACUUUUAUUAACAUAUCAUAAUGCCAUUAUUUUGUUUUGAUAAUUAUUAUAAAAAAAGCAAAAAAAAAAAAAAUAUUUUUAGAAAAUGACUGAUCGAGGUCCCCAUGUGGACUUUACAGCUGUUUGUAUAUUCAUCUGCCAUUCCCUUGCAUGUUUAAUUAGACAUUUUCAUUCCCAACUAUUUAUAGCAUUAUAUCAUACCAAAAACAUUAAAAAAAUUAUUAGGUGCUAUUCCAUUGUCUUAUUAUGAAUGAAUGGCUGAAAUGUACAUUGUUUAAUGACUCAGUGUGUUACAUAUAAUAAUAUGCGAUCAUAUCCCUCAUAUUAUAGGUCAAAGCCAGCUGAAUUAGAUGCAUUUUUUGUUGACUUUUUUAUCUGAAUAUAAAUUUAUAUGAUCAUAAUUCAUUUUCAACACACCAAUUAAAUGUGCUCAGUGUUCUAAAUCAAAAUAUUUUAUAUUUUAUUUUUUCUCAACCACUUGACAGCUGAUUUUUUGUUCAUGUAUACAGCUGGCAUGUUUUAUGUAUAUUUUCCACUUGUUGGAAAACAUUUGAUAAUUCAUACUUUAUUAAGGAUAUUGAAUAUUUUAGCAUUGUGGAUCAACGCUGAAUAAAAACAUUUGGUCAGUCCAUUGUUAUUAUAGUGCAAAGGUUUAUGAUUAUCCCUCACUGACCAAAUAUCCUCAUAGACAGAUGAACUACAGUUCUAAAAUAUUCAGUGUUUAUAUCUCGUAAUUCACAACAUUCACUGGGGUCAUCCAACUAUAACGCUGAAAAAUAAAAUGAUAUAAAUUCAGUUGUUUGAACAGCACAAAGGUGAAAUGUAUAGUGAUCUUGCACUGAAAUAAACAAUUGUUCUAUUUAUUAUACGCAGAAAAGUGGUAUUCUAGGAUAUUGAACUGCAUUUAAUUAGAAAAAUGUGCCAAACUGUAUGCACACAAAGCAUCAUUUUAAAAAUGAUGUUGAUAUUGUGUCCAAGUCCUGUGCGCACUGAUGUUCAUUUGGAUAGCAGAUUUUGCUAAAUUUUCAAAACAGUGGAAAUUAUUAAUUAUAUAUUUUCACUGUUCUAAGCAGUGAAAUACCAUUUUUCAUUUCACAAAUAAAUCUCUGUAAACCACCAGGAUGCAUAUAAUAAAUGGUUAUUCAUGCAAUAUAUCAUAAUGUAUUGAUAUACAAUUGGGUUGGGCCACACGUCUAAACACCAUUAGAAGCUGCCCUCCUCGAUGUUUGUUAAAGCUGCACUCUCACAGAUUGGACGUUUUGACAACUUUUUUUUUUUUGUCCUGGAACAAGCCAAUUUUUACGAAAAUCCAUGGAAACCAAUGAUAAAAGACUGCUGACAAAAGUUCACAACGCAGAUUUUUAUAUUUAAGUUCAAAAAUUAAUGUUUUAUGCAUUUUUUCUUAAACUGUUAGUAACGGUUUAAGCCAUAAAACAUUAAUUUUCGAACGGAAAUAUGAAAAUCUACGAUCUGAUUUUUUGUCAGCAGUUUUAUAUCACUGGUUUGCAGAUAUUUAUGUAAAUAUUUGCUCUUUCCAAGACAAAAAAAAUAAAAAAGUUGUAAAAAUGGUAAAUCUGUGAGAGUGCACCUUUAAAGUAUGUUAUUAAAUGCAUGUAUUAUCAAAUGCAGUGUUUAUAGUACACUUAUUGAAAUAAUGUAUAAUUGUACAAUUGUACCAUCAAUAAACCCAUCUGUGUAAGAACAUGAUUAUAGACCAUAGUUUGUGAUAAAUAUGGAUGGUUUAUUGAGAAUUAUCAAUACCAAUUAUCAAUACCAAUUUGGCAAUUUUUGUUAAAAAAAUUGUUCAUGUUUUGCUGUUUAACUUAAAUAUUCCUUGGUACAUGUAUGAACUUUUAAAUUUAAACUUUUCUAGAUUGUAUAUAUAUAUGUGUAGAUUUAUUGUUAAACAGUUGACAUAUUGUUAAGCAGAUUAUUUAUAGUUAACAUCAAACAUAAUUGUCAGUUGUUAAAUAUCAAAUAAAACUAUUAAACAAUUUUUGUUGAUGUUUCAGUUUCAUAUUAAGUUACCUGUUAAUUCUGAAUGUGCGGAAUCUUAGAACUACACCAAUGCAUGGAAGAUUUACAGGGGUUCUUAGUUCAGGAAUAAUCCUGAAAUCAUGGUUUAGACCUUCUUACUUAAAACCAUUGUACAGAGCUUUUUAAACUCAGGAUUACCUAAUCCUGAAAUCAGGGUUGAGCUUUUAACUUCACCCAUAUAUGAAU